Molecule: messenger RNA, 2058 nt
Organism: Nyctereutes procyonoides (raccoon dog)
Lineage: Eukaryota; Metazoa; Chordata; Mammalia; Carnivora; Canidae
Gene: CAPN14
Product: calpain 14
Exons: 21
Coding region: 1-2058 (685 amino acids)
Biological process (GO): proteolysis
Cellular component (GO): cytoplasm
Molecular function (GO): calcium ion binding; calcium-dependent cysteine-type endopeptidase activity
Source: RefSeq, a predicted model, not a curated record
AUGUCUCUGUGGCUACCUUUCCGAGCCAGAUGGAAGCUGGGGCAGAAGAACUCAUUGGGGGGCUCCUCACAGCUCCCCAAGCAGGACUACGAUGCCCUGAGGGAAGUGUGCCUGAUGGAAGGCCGCCUCUUUGAAGAUGACAGCUUCCCAGCCAGCCUGCACUCUGUGGGCAGUGGGCCUCUAUUGCGGAAGCUGCCACCAGGCCUGCAGUGGAAGAGGCCUCCGGAGCUGCACAGCAAUCCCCAGUUCUAUUCUCCUAAUGCCAAAAGGCUGGACCUGUGCCAGGGAGUGGUAGGUGACUGCUGGUUCUUGGCUGCUUUGCAAGCUCUGACUUUGCACCAGGACAUCCUGAGCCAGGUCGUUCCCCUGAAUCAGAAUUUCACUGAGAAGUAUGCUGGCAUUUUCCGGUUCUGGUUCUGGCAGUUUGGGAAGUGGGUUCCUGUGGUGAUAGAUGACCGACUUCCUGUGAAUGCAGCUGGCCAGCUGGUCUUUGUCUCUUCUAUCUACAAGAACUUGUUCUGGGGAGCUCUUCUGGAAAAGGCCUAUGCUAAACUCUCUGGCUCCUAUGAAGACUUGCACCGUGGACAGGUGUCUGAAGCACUUGUGGACUUCACUGGAGGAGUGACCAUGACCAUCAUUCCAGCAGAAGCCUCUGGCAACCUCUGGAACAUCCUAACCCGAGCUACCUGCAGCAGAACCCUCAUUGGCUGCCAGACCCACUCAGGGGAGAGGGUGCUGGAGAACGGGCUGGUGGGCGGCCAUGCCUAUACCCUCACAGGAAUCAGAAAGGUGACCUGCAAACAUGGACCAGAAUAUCUAGUCAAGCUGCGGAACCCCUGGGGCAAAGUGGAAUGGAAAGGAGACUGGAGUGACAGCUCAAGUACAUGGGAGCUACUGAGCCCCAAGGAGAAGAUUCUACUGCUGAGAAAAAGUGAUGAUGGAGAAUUCUGGAUGACACUGAAGGACUUUCAAGCACAUUUCAUGCUUCUGGUUAUCUGUAAGCUGACCCCAGGCCUGCUGAGUCAGGAGGUGGGCCAGAAGUGGGCAUGUACCACGCGGGAGGGGAAAUGGAAGAAGGGAAGCACAGCUGGUGGCCAGAUGAAGUUGCCCCGAGACACAUUCUGGAAGAACCCGCAGUUUCUGCUGUCUGUCUGGAACCCUCAGGAGAGCACGAGGUUCCUGAUGUCCUGCAACGUGCUGGUGUCCCUGCUCCAGAAGCCCAGGCAUAGGCAUCGCAACUGCAAGCCUCUCCUUGCCAUCGGCUUCUACCUCUUUCGAUUGAGCAAAUACUAUGGUGACCAGAAGAGACUGCCUCCUGAGUUCUUCUGGAAGAAUGCCCCCGUAAGUUGGCCUGAAGCAUUUCUCACAGAGAAAGAAGUGAGUCGGGAGCUGCAUCUGGAGCCAGGGACAUACCUCAUUGUGCCCUGCACCUCUGAGGCUGGCCAGGAGUCAGAGUUUGUCCUGAGAGUCUUCUCCAGGAAGCACAUCUUUCAUGAAAUUGGCUGCCACACCAGUGCUGUCUUCUCUAAGGAAAUAGUGGACCAAAAUGCAGGGCACGAUGAAUUCUUCACGAAACUCUUUGAGAAGUAUCCAGAAAUAAAUGCAAUGCAGCUGCAGAAGAUCCUGAACCACAUGACCUGGUCAAGUCUGGGGAGUGCCCAACCUCGCUUCAGCCUGGAUGCCUGCCAGGGAAUCCUGGCCCUGCUGGACCUUAAUGCGUCUGGUACUGUGAGCAUCCAGGAGUUCAGGGACCUGUGGAAGCAGCUUAUGCUCUGUCAGGAGGUUUUCCACAAGCACGACCAUAACCAGUCGGGGUAUCUGAACAGGACCCAGUUGCAGGCUGCCAUGAGGGAUGCAGGAAUCAUGCUCAGUGAUGACGUCUGCCAGCUGAUGCUGAUCCGCUACGGUGGCCCCAACCUCCAGAUAGACUUUGUCAGCUUCGUCCACUUGAUGCUGCGUGCAGAGAACAUGGAAGAUGCCUUCCAGAACUUAACCCAAGAUGGCAAAGGUAUAUACCUUCAGAAGCCAGAGUGGCUGAUGAUGACUCUGUACUCCUGA